Durusdinium trenchii is the source of this 2362-nucleotide messenger RNA. The record is from the annotation of a GenBank genome assembly. Lineage: Eukaryota; Dinophyceae; Suessiales; Symbiodiniaceae.
CCCAGUUUCAUCAUUUUCUUGACCUCUCUCGCACGAUGUCCUCGUGAACCUGGGCCAUGUCUGCCCUGGUGAAACUGGCCUGCAGACGUGUAAAGAGGGUCUUUGCCCAGUUCAGAGAGUCGCUGCAGCCGGAGACCCAUGAGGUCCUGGGCUUCGUGGAUGUCUGGGAGCUCUUUAACCCGGAGUACAGACACCAUCUCUAUCGCAAAGAGAAGCACAUCGCGAACUCGGCCCUGUUCAACGGCUUCAUUAUGUUGGCGGUGACCAUCAAUACGAUCCUCGUGGGGGUCGAGGUGGACACCGCCACGGAAGUGAUGGCGUGGGAUCGAAUCGGCUUCGUGAUGCUCGAAGCUGCCUUCUGCCUUCUAUUCACCUUAGAACUCUGCAUCCGCAUAGAUCAGCAGUCCUGGGGCUACUUCCAGGACUUGUUGAACCUGUUGGACUAUUCUUUGGUGAUUGCGAGCUGGCUGGAUGUGGCUACCUCGGCCUCCACCUAUCGUGAACGGGUGCAACUUGCAUCCACUAUUCGAGUCUUUCGCUUUGUGCGGAUCAUUAGAUUGGCGCAAAACUCUAAGAGCCAACUGCUUGUCAUCGCGCGAGGACUUGCCAACGCAGUGGAGCACGUGAUCCAACUGAGCAUUAUCACGGCAGUCUUCGUUUUCAUGAUGGCGGUGGUGUUGACCUCUCUGGUGGCGCAAGACGCCUAUGCCAUCUCCCGGUGGCCACAAGCAAAGAUGUAUGCGGGCUCGGUCUGGAGAUCCACCAUCACGGUGAUGCAACUGGCCACCCUGGAUCUCUGGUCCGAGGUUGCCAUCCGCCUCUUCGAGAUUUCCCCGCUCUCCUUGGUGACGAUUGUCUUCACCCUAUUUCUGCUGAACUUUGGCAUCAUCAACCACCUGGUGGCCAUCAUGGUGGAUCGCGUUUCGAACAUCUCAGGCGAGCACAAUGAGGUGCAGGAGAAGCUGAUGGGCAAGGCACAUGACAUGCUUAUCCGUUCCUUGGAAGAAGACCUUCGAUCUGGCAUCGGCCUAGAUGGCAAGCUCAGUAUGCAGGUCUUCCACAAGCUAAUCCAGACGCCUACAGUGAACGCAAAGCUGCAGAUGAUGGGCAUCUCUGAUGAGGAGGCUCAAGCCUUCUACGAGAUAAUGGAUGGUGAGCGGCACGGAGGGAUCACUGCGCACCAGUUUGUGCUGGGCUUGAGCAAGGCCAAGGGCAAGGCCAAGAGUGUGGACAUGGUGAAGCUGAUCUCUGUGGUGAACCGGCAGACCAGCCGUGCAAGUAAACUGGUUCGUCGUGUGCAGGGGCUGAUCCAGGAGGUGGAUGAGCUGCAAAAGUGCUUCAACGAUCUUGGCCGAGGACUGACCCGCGAGCGGGUGGUCCAGCGCCAGCAAGAUCAGCGACAACAGGAGCUGCGACAGCAAAAGAACGACUCAGAUCUCUUCUACCAGGCCAUGGAGCUGCAACGGCAGUUUGCACAAGUGAGAGUGAAGAUGCAGUGAACCUGAUGAGCCGAGGAUAAGCUUUCCACAGACAUCAGUGAGUUCAGUGAGUCACUCAAAACAAGGACGGUGCUGCGCAGCAGUGCCACAACAUUCUUUCCCCCUCAGGUAAACAUCUGACCUGGUGAGGUAUGUCUUCUGGUGGCUUAGGCUAUAUAAUGGUCGUGGCCCACAUACGCAUCCCGCUUCUCCACUCAUGUGUUGUGAUCAUCGUCGACGGCUUGGUCAUUUUCCAAAGAAACCACCAUCUCUUUCAGUUCAUUCCAAAGACCACAAAGACUGCUAGCGCUCCAGACUUGACACAUUUGAUUUUGAUGUGGAGUUAGAAGGGAGGAGGUGUUGCUCAGCUUAGUUUGAAGUUUUCCUAAUCAUCCGCGGGGCCAACAGGUAUUUUACAUGGAUGAAAUUGGGCGAUAGGGGGCAAGGCUCCACCAAGGCUCAGUUAAAAAGCCUUUUGCAGUUCAACGCUGAAGAUAGCAUUUGGUGGCCAAAUUUCUGUUUGGCUUUCCUGAUUUGACACAGCAAGCGUUUUGGGCAUCCAGUUGGCGUGGAAGAUGCUUUGGCUUACACCAGAUCAUUUUGUUCGAUAGACAGUGCUGAUCAGUGUCAGGUUGAUCACGAUGCGGUCUCUCCGCCGAACCGUAGCAGUUUGCGCCGAAUCGCCUCAGAGGGGCAACCGUUGGCGCGUUGGCACUGAGAGUUCAGUGUCGUUAACGACGUUUGUGCAACGGCAGGCGUGAAGAGGGGGACUGACCAGCUUGCAGGGAACAUCUGCAAAGCCGAGCAGUUAGGAUGAACGGGGAAGGAGAAAUCAUUUGUUGAGUUCAUUCCUUUCAAAAGACGAAAGUACACCUUUCCUGCCG